Messenger RNA from Cuscuta epithymum, 1746 nucleotides. The record is from the annotation of a GenBank genome assembly. Lineage: Eukaryota; Viridiplantae; Streptophyta; Magnoliopsida; Solanales; Convolvulaceae.
CACGCAUUGUCAUCUUCCAAAAUUGUCUUCCUUAAUAAAUAUUGCGUAUUCUCCAUUAUUAAAAGUAUAGCGUGAUUGAUAAUUUCUCAAUUACGUUAACUACACAAUUGGAUUGUUUUAGGGAAAUUUUCCAAAGUAGAUACAAAAAGCAUGUAAAAUAUUAAAAUAACAGUAAAUCAUUCUUAACUUAUUCCAAUGUUAGUGGGUUGGAGAUAUUACGACCUAAUAUAUUAUUAUUAUGUAUUGUAUGUAUUGGGCCUGGCCUGGUUGUACAGCUUUGUAUAGUUUCCCUAGCUCAGGACUCUUGUACUAUAAAUACUUCCUUUGAUCAUUAAUAAUACGUCAUUACUUCUCACCAUAAGAUGGUAUCAAGAGCCACACUCCAAAAGAGCUAAAACAUCUCAUUAAUUUUUUUUUGGUAUACUCCUUCGACCGUAUACGGCAGCCGCACCUAGGGUUCUGUGCCGUUGCAUCUUCGAUCUUUGUCACGCUAUGGUGCUCAACGCCGAUUCCACCGUGGUCUCUAUCACGGCCUCUACGCACUUUCCCAUCAAACUCACCUCCUCCAAUUACCCUGUUUGGAAAUCCCAGGUUUUCGCUGCUCUCAUUGGACUUGGCCUGGAAGAAUAUGUUGAUGGCACCCUUACACCACCAGCUCGUCACCUUGGUGCGGACAAAUCCACUCUGAAUCCGGUAUAUCAAACUUGGUACCGUCAGGACAAAACUAUUCUCAGUGCUCUUCUAGGCAGUUGCUCCGACAACAUCCAGCCUAUUAUCUCUUCGGCCAGCACGGCUAAGGAGGCAUGGGAUCGCCUCUCUCAAAUCUAUGCCGGUUUAUCUCGUGGUAGAAUCAUGUCGCUCAAGUCUACCUUUGCUAAAACCGUUAAAGGCACAAAAUCCAUCACUGAAUAUCUAGCCGAGAUGCAAGGACUUGCUGACGCUUUGGCGCUCUCUCAAAACCCUAUGCCCGAAGAAGAUCUUGUAAUUGGAAUUCUCAAUGGACUUGGCCAGGAAUAUUCUGAUAUUUUUGCUGCCGUUCGGGUUCGGGAGACCCCUCUUCCACUCACUACCCUUCAGGACAUCCUCCUUGAGCACGAAGCCAAGCAGGCCGCUGUGAACUCAACUUCCCCGCCACUGCUUCCUACGGCGAACUACACCUCCGGACAGCGAGGAAACCGCGACUUGCCUGGCCAGCGAGACGGCGAAAAUCAGGGCGUCCGCCGUGGUGGUUUUUCUGGUCAGUGUUGUCGUGGCCGUGGUUCGUACGCUCCUGGAGGAGGCCGUGGAUCUUAUCGGCAGCUCCAAUGCCAUUUUUGUGACAACAUCGGACAUGACGUUAAAAACUGCCGCAAACUUUAGCGUUUUCUUCGGAACCACAAUGUCAUCCCACAGCCGGGUCCGCACGCCAACUAUGUCUCUGCUCCUCCUUCCAUGCAGCAUCAACCAUGGCUAUUUGACAGCGGUGCCUCUCAUCAUAUCACGUCAGAUGUGUCUCAAUUGCCUACUUAUUUGGAGUAUGGAGGACCCGAGGAGGUUAAGUUAGGGGAUGGAUCGCAUCACGGGGGCGCCACUUCUGCGAGGGGUGAAUCAGCAUGAUGUCUACUAUGCACUAGUCUCCACUUCCGCUAAUGUCAACGUCACUCAAUCCACCUGGCAUCACACACUUGGUCAUCCUUCGCGUCGUGUCAUGCAGUCAUUAUCUUCUAAUUCAAACACUAAGUUUUCUCCUAGUUUUCAUUGUAUGCC